Molecule: messenger RNA, 1164 nt
Organism: Brassica oleracea var. oleracea
Lineage: Eukaryota; Viridiplantae; Streptophyta; Magnoliopsida; Brassicales; Brassicaceae
Product: RRP15-like protein
Exons: 9
Coding region: 71-1018 (315 amino acids)
Biological process (GO): maturation of LSU-rRNA; maturation of 5.8S rRNA
Cellular component (GO): preribosome, large subunit precursor
Source: RefSeq, a predicted model, not a curated record
CUCUCCCAAACCCCUGUCUUGAUAAAACUCCGCAGCGCCGCCGUCAAAAGACCAAAUCUUUCGACGAAGAAUGUCUACCGGAGAGGAAGCUCAGAUAGAGAGAGGCACAAGAAAGAGGAGAGUCGGCGCAAAGAACGGCGGGAAGAAGAACAAAAAGUUCAAGACUUUACCUCCUUCCUCCUCCAACAGGUUCAAGCCUACAAAGAAGGACCAGAAGCUCUUCCAGCAGAGAAGGCGAGGCUACAACUCCGACGAAGACGAAGAAGAAGAUGAAUCCAAGAAGCCGCCGGAGGUAACCAUUCGCGAGAAGAUAUUCACCGAUGCUAACAUGGGUCCCAACUACGACGAGGUUGAAGAGGAAGAAGAUGGCUCGGACAGGGACGAGGGUUCCGAUGGGGAGGAUCACGGGGAGAUUCAGACUGGGAUCACGAGGUUUGGUAGUGAGGAUGGAUGUAAUGCCUUUAGAAUGGCUUUUAAGUCUAUCAUGAAGAAGACCAAAGGAGAAGAAGAUGCUUUGGGUCCUGUUUUGUCAGCACAUAAGAAUCUUAUAGCUCAGAAGCUAGCUGAAGAGGAAGCUGAGAAGAAGGCCAAGGGUCAGGCUAGGAAGGCGAAACAUUUGGUUGCUGAGAAAGGACAUGUUAAACCUGCAAACCAUUUGGAAUCCCAUGAGAAGAUUCUUAUAGGUGUUGCCACUAAAGGAGUGGUGAAGCUUUUUAAUGCAGUGAACAAGGCUCAACAUGCUCAGAAGGGUUUGAAUGCUUCAAGGUCAAAAGACUCUAAAGUGUUAAAGAAGCGAAGAAAAGAAGCAUUCUUCUCGGAGUUAGGAAAAACAUCGAGAACAGACUCCAAGGCUCAAAAAGCUUCAAAUUCCAAUGAAGACGAAGCUCCUGCGUGGGCUCCUCUACGUGAUAAUUACAUGUUAGCAAACCCAAAGCUCAAGGACUGGGACAAGAAACAGGAAACAAACGAGGGAGAUGAUUUUGCCGCAAUGUCAGGAGAUGAAAGUUAUGAAGACUAAGCUACCACUUUGUAGUAGUUACGUAUUUUGAUAGUGCAAAAGGAACUUGAAACCAAGAUAAUGCAAUACAAAGAUUUAACAAAAACAGUUAUGAUUCUUGUGGCUGGCUUUGGAAAAAUUCACUUCUAAUACAUAAAUAUAGAACA